CCCUCCUUCCUCUGCACCCGGCGGCGGGCACCGGAGGCUCUGUGCGGGCUCUAGCGGGAGGGGGCCGCGGGCAGUCUGAGGGAAGGCCGGACUUGGUGAUAACGGCUGGGCUCAGGAGGGGCGGGGGCUGGGGAGGAGGAGCGGGAGGAGAGGCCGACCGGCUUUAUUUGGAGCCAGAGCCGGGUUGUCGCUCAGGUGACCAGUGUCUCUUCAAGGAGUGUGCGACCAGCUAGCGGGGGCUCGGCAGCAAUGAUCCAGAAUGUCGGAAAUCACCUGCGAAGGGGCCUGGCCUCAGUGUUCUCCAGCCGUACAUCCCGGAAGUCGGCCUCACGUGCUGAGAACACCAUGGCAGAGGGCGAGGGGUACCGGAACCCCACGGAGGUGCAGAUGAGCCAGUUGGUGCUGCCCUGCCACACCAACCAGCGUGGCGAGCUGAGCGUCGGGCAGCUGCUCAAGUGGAUUGACGCCACGGCCUGCCUGUCUGCGGAGAGGCAUGCUGGCUGCCCCUGCGUCACGGCCUCCAUGGACGACAUCUAUUUUGAGCACACCAUUAGUGUUGGACAGGUGGUGAACAUCAAGGCCAAGGUGAACCGGGCCUUCAACUCCAGCAUGGAGGUGGGCAUCCACGUGGCCUCUGAGGACCUGUGCUCUGAGAAUCAGUGGAACGUGUGCAAGGCCUUGGCCACCUUUGUGGCCCACCGGGAGCUCUCCAAGGUGAAGCUGAAGCAGACCACGCCGCAGACAGAAGAGGAGAAGACGGAGCACAGCGUGGCAGCCGAGCGCCGGCGCAUGCGGCUGGUCUAUGCGGACACCAUCAAGGACCUCCUGGCCAAUUGCGUCAUUCAGGAUGAUCUGGAGAGCAGGGACUGUAGCUGCAUGGUGCCGGCAGAGAAGACCCGAGUGGAGAGUGUGGAGCUGGUCCUGCCCCCCCACGCAAAUCACCAGGGCAACACUUUUGGGGGCCAGAUCAUGGCCUGGAUGGAGAACGUGGCCACCAUUGCAGCCAGCCGGCUGUGUCGAGCCCACCCUACUCUGAAGGCCAUUGAGAUGUUCCACUUUCGGGGCCCAUCCCAGGUUGGGGACCGUCUGGUGUUCAAGGCCAUCGUGAACAACGCCUUCAAACAUAGCAUGGAGGUGGGUGUGUGUGUGGAGGCCUAUCGCCAGGAGGCUGAGACCCACCGGCGGCACAUCAACAGCGCCUUUAUGACCUUCGUGGUCCUGGAUGCCAAUGACCAGCCUCAGAUGCUGCCCUGGAUUCGACCCCAGCCUGGGGAUGGUGAGCGGCGGUACCGAGAGGCCAGUGCCAGGAAGAAGAUCCGCCUGGACAGGAAGUACAUCGUGUCCUGUAAGCAGGCGGAGAUGCCCCUGUCUGUCCCCUGGGACCCUAGCAACCAGGUGUGCCUGAGCUACAACAACGUCUCUUCCCUGAAGAUGCUCGUGGCCAAGGACAACUGGGUGCUGUCCUCGGAGAUCAACCAGGUCCGCCUGUACACUCUAGAGGAGGACAAGUUCCUCUCCUUCCACAUGGAGAUGCUGGUGCACGUGGACGCAGCCCAGGCCUUCCUGCUGCUCUCAGACCUGCGUCGGAGGCCCGAGUGGGACAAGCACUACCGGAGCGCGGAGCUAGUGCAGCAGGUGGACGAGGAUGAUGCCAUCUACCACGUCAUCAGCCCCCCUCUCGGCAGUGAUGCCAAGCCCCAGGACUUUGUGAUCCUGGCCUCUCGGCGGAAGCCUUGUGACAAUGGGGACCCCUACGUCAUCGCACUGAGGUCGGUUACGCUGCCCACGCACCGCGAGACGCCAGAGUACAGGCGGGGGGAGACCCUCUGCUCGGGCUUCUGCUUCUGGCGCGAGGGGGACCAGUUGACCAAGGUGUCCUACUACAACCAGGCUACCACGGGCCUUCUCAACUACGUGACCACCAAUGUGACCGGCCUCUCCUCCGAGUUCUACACCACCUUCAAGGCUUGUGAGCAGUUCCUCCUGGACAACCGGAACGCUCUGGCCCCCAGCCUCCAGACCCUCUAGGCACCCUCAGUGACCACCUCACACCCACUCCCAUUCCAUCCUGCCCCGAGGACACAUGUGCAGUGCACUGAGGAAGGCAGAGGCAUUUAUUCCUUUCCGCCUCCCCCUUGGGAAGCCUCUACCCAGGGGUCUGCCAGCCCAGCACCCCUGGGUGGUCAGUUUCUACCAACAUCUGCCAGCAAGUCUUCACGGAAACCCUGGGGUAGCUUGUAGUAGACUCGGGUCUUAUCCACGGCUCUGGCUGCCAGCAGCACUCCCCGCACAGAUGCGUAGUUGCCCCGACCAGGGUUGUGCUCCACUGUGACAGUGGCCCGGGGGGAGGCUGCCAGCAGCCUGUCCACCACUCCAGCCGUGCUCUGGCCCAGCGGUCCAGCCUGCAGCUGGAAGGACACAGGUUGCCAGAGGCCCUGGCAUAGAUCCAGCAUAUCUGUGAGCAGCUGUUCCCUGUAGCCACUGCCCAGCACUUCCUCAGGCCAGCGUGGUGCCACUGUCACAUGGGGGAAAACCUCAGCCAUAGCUGUAAGAAACUCCUUGCCAGCCAUAUAGCCAGGGACCACAAAACUCCCGUGGGAGAUUGUGGCCCCGACCCACACAGGCCUAGACAGGUGGCCUAGGGCAGAGAGGUGGGCCAGCAUGGCCAGGGUUGGCCGGAGGGCUGUGGGCUCUGCAAUGUGCACAUGGACGCCCCAGCGUCGGGGGUGUGUGGCCAGCUGCUGCAGGCAGGACUCCAGUGUCAGGGCACGGCCAUCUGGGGCACGCACGAAGGGCAUGGGGUUCUCAGCUGCGGGCUCCUGGAGGCCAACGUUCAGCAGGAUCAUGCCUUCUCUGUCUGGAAGAGGUAGUGCAGGAAGAGUGUCUAGGGUUUAGGUUAUCCUGGGGUGACAGAGGCCCUUGCUGAAGCUAAAGGGAUAGCAGGGGGGUAAUGGGACCUGUUGAUGGGAUCUGGGUUCCAGAUGAAAGGGCUGCUUUAUAAAUGUGCCCGGGGCUCAUGAGAAUUAACCAAUAAGCUGUUAACUCAGUUCUGGGCCCGUGCCCGCCUCUCCUGCAGCAUGAUGUGACUGAGGGCUCACAGGUGCUGGUCUGAAGGCAGGAGCCCCACACUCUUGCCAGCACUGUACUCCCUAACCUCAGCAGCUGUGUUGCCAUGGUAACUGAGGCCUGAGGUGGCUUCCCCAGCAUGGGAAACCCUCACAGUAAAGCUAGGAGCACAAGGACUGCAGGCAGACCUUACCUGGGAGGCCCACUGUUGCUGUGCUUCCAUUGCCCUGAAUGUCAGGAACCAGCCACUCCACGCUCAGACUGUUAUCCCCAGGGAGUUGGAGAAACGGGAUCAGGCUGCCCCCAGUGUAGUAGUUUUGCUUCCGUGAGGCAUUCACUGUGGGACAAAUUGCCAAGAUGAAGUGACCACCAGCCGUGGGGCACCUUCUAUGUACCAUGGCCCUAUACACAUCCUCCCUAAGCCUCACCGCAAGCUUCCGGGGAGCUGUAACUCCCUGUUUUGUAGAUUACAGGUGACUUGCCCAAGGUCCUGUAGCCAGGAGGCGGAGUUGCUUUGAUUAGAACCUGAUGGAACCAGAUCCAUCUGGCCCCAAAGCUGGUAUUCUUUCCCCUCGCCUAGAUGGCUCCCAUGGCAGGAGUGUUGGGUCUGAUGGGUCCCCUUUGAGAUGACUUAACUGCAGGCUCUCCUAAGUUUGGAGUCCAGGGAAUGAGGGUUUGGACAAAGGAACAGGUAGUGUCUGGAUCAUUGAUUAGCAGGUAUGGUGGAGCGGCCAUUCUCUGAACUGCCAGAGUAACUCUCAGAGGAGCUGUGUUACAAGGGGAAGCAGAUGGGGUUUGGAAUUUGCUGGUUCCAGUCUGAGCUAUGCCACAUACAAGCUGAAUGACUGUGUAAAUUACAUAACUGUUCUGUAAAAUGGAAUCCAUGCUUCAUGGAUCUAUGAGACUUAGACAGCAUAUUGUAUCGGGGUCUGGCAUACAAUUGAUGCUUAAAACAAUUCCUUCCUCCCAUCCCACCCAGGAUUUCCCCCUGCCAACGCUCCACCCUUCCUAGCUCUGCUCCACCAAUUGCUGCCCUGUGUGGAAUCCAGCCCCACCGCCCUCCCCACCCUCCCCACCCUCCCCAGACCCCUCCCUACUGGCAAGCUGCCUGAACUGUGACAGGACAGGCUCGAAGAUGUCAUAGUAGACUUGGUGGGGGGCGGUGUUGUCCCGGAUGUAGAGGAGAUCAUCCACUGACACGGAGUCUGAGGUGGCCUGCCACAGCGUCAGGCUGUACCUGGGGCCCAGAGAGCCGGCUCAGUGCCUGUCGGGCUCAGCAGUCCUCAGCCCCACUUCUGUGCUCAGAGCUAGACCCUAGCUGGGCAGGGGCAGAGCACUACCUCCUUCCUGGGGGCAGAAGAAACCACAGAGGCUUAGAUGGAGGGAGGGGAUGGCCUGCCCUGCCUCCUCACUUGGAGUGUCUAUUUUUGGGUCUUGCCUUAGGAAAAAGACAAGGACAGGAGAGAUGGGCACAGGCGGUAGGGGGAGAGGUCAGGUAUGAAGAGGGGAAAGGGGCAGCCUCCAGACUCCUGUGGGGAGAGACUAAGAAAGGUGGUGCUGGGCAGCUGGGAGCAGAGUGCAGGGGUGGGGAUGGGGGUUUCUCAAUCCCUACAGAGCUAUCCUGGGGCAAAGGCUGCAGGUGCAAUCUGUGCAGCCCCAGGGGCAUAGCCAGCUCCCAUGGGAGAAACUGGGAGACAAACUGUGUCUCAGCAUAAACACUUUCCAACAGGCAAGAUUAUCUACCAAUGAACAGGCUGCCUCAGGUGAUAGUGAGCUGCCCAUUAGCAGAGGUAUAUAAGCAGGAAGCAGGGAAGCAGGGACACUGUAGGGAAAGGGGGCACCAGAGGGGGUUGGACCAGAUGAUCAUUAAGACUCUUCUAGCCAUGAGCACCUGGGAUCUUCCUGGAGCAUCAGUGCCUGGGAAUGGGUUUGGAGAGAGCAGGGGCUGUGGCAGGGGCCUGGGAGCUCUCACCUCUCAGACUGGCCCAGCAGCCAGCUGAAGUGGGGCCAGGCAGACCGCGCCAUGAGAGCGUACAAAGGGAAGGUGACCUUCUGUGGCAGUGCUCCCACCAGCUCCUGCAUCUUCUCCACCAUGGCUCGGGUAUACGUACUGUUCGGGAACAUGGGCAGGUAGAGGGUGGUCCAGCCUGUAGACAGGGUUGCCUCAGGAUAUUUCUCCUGGGCCAAGGCCAGGAACCUGAAAAGGAUAAAAGAUGCUGAUCUUUUAGAGCCCCUUCCUCAUCUCCUGGGUUCCCAUCAAUGCUAAGAAGAGGCAGGACCUAUUGCAUCUAUGAGAUAAGGGCAGAGUCCUAAGGAACAGAAGUCCCACAGUAGGACUUGGACUUUGGUGUCCGGGAGGUCUGGAUUUGGGUCCUGACUCUGUGACCUUCGGUAGCUCACCCAACCUCUUUGAUUCUCAAAGAUGGCAUCCUUUCAAGCAGGACAGGGCUUCUUAAACGUCCCUACCUGGACAGGGGGCACGCAGUCCAGAACCCCGGGUGUGGGAUCUGGGUUCUAUCAUCUGUGGAGUCUCUGAACUUCCAGAUUUUAUUUUAAAAUUUCGUUCAAAUUUUGCCCUGAUGCGGAUUUUAAUAGGUAAAUAAUCACCCUUUCCCUCUCCCCAAAUUAUUGAGUAAAAUCAUUCUGAGAAGAUGAACCACUUUUAUCUUGGGCCACUGACUACGUUUUCAAACUGCUGCUUUCCAGAUGCACCUCAGUUUGAGAAUCAUGAUAAAUUUUGGAUGGAUGGAUGGUUGGCUGGCUAGCUGGCUGGAAAGAUGGAUGGACGGAUGGAUGGAUGGAGAGGUGAAUGGUAAAGAGCAUGAGGGUUAGAAUCAUAAAAGCCUGGCUCUGAAUCUCUGCUCUGUGUAUUACUAGACUUAGGCAGAUCAUUUAAUUUUAGUGAGAUAGUUCCUGUAUUAACAAAAUGAAAAUAAUAGUACCUACCUCAUUGUCAUUGUAAGAGUUAAAUGGUAUUCUACAACUAAGGUACUUAAAACAGUGCCUGUGAUACAUAAUAAACAGUCAACAGAUUGAGCCUCAA
This is a messenger RNA of Vicugna pacos (alpaca), 6109 nucleotides long. It is a transcript of the gene ACOT11, whose product is annotated as acyl-CoA thioesterase 11. NCBI's taxonomy places the organism in Eukaryota, Metazoa, Chordata, Mammalia, Artiodactyla, Camelidae. Gene Ontology annotation, cellular component: cytosol; cytoplasm. Gene Ontology annotation, biological process: acyl-CoA metabolic process. The record is from RefSeq and is a predicted model, not a curated record. Gene Ontology annotation, molecular function: long-chain fatty acyl-CoA hydrolase activity; lipid binding.